AUGUCUAAAUUGAGCACCUUUGGUGUUAAUGUGGGAUCUGUUCCUUACCCUACACCAGUGCGAGAAGGAUACCCAGAGGACAUUCAGACAUCAAUUAUCGAUCAGUGGGGUUCAGAACGCUCCAAUUACAGAAUGGAAGGUGGAUGUCCUUCCGCACCUUGCAAUUCUUGGUGGCAGUAUCUCUGGCUUUCCGUCGUUAGGGCUGGACAUCGAAUCAGGUGGGUCUUCUCCAUUUCAGCUGGACAUCGAAUCAGGUGGGUCUUCUCCAUUUCCUCCUCUGGUGAACACCGAAUCAGCUGGACACCGAAUCAGGUGUCUCCAUUUCCUCAGCUAGACACCGAAUCAGGUGGGUCUUCUCCAUUUCCUCCUUUGAACACCGAAUCAGAGCUGGACACCAAAUCAGGUGGGUCUUCUCCAUUUCCUCCUGUAGGUUACAUUAAUCAGAUCUUCUCCAUUUCCUCAUGACUGGACACCGAAUCAGGUGCCCUAUCGUUGUCUUUAGGGCUGGACACCGAAUCAGGGGGGGAUUCUAUCUUAAUACGACUUUUCUUUGCCCUUCUUACCACAGAUGGUAUGGUCAAAGGUGUCUCUCAUUGGUUGCUCUUUGAAAAACUGUGGAAACAUUACAAAAAUGGUCUGUGUCUACAACUCAAGGUAAGCAAGUGCACCUUAGAGGUCACGAGAUUAGGGGACAUCGAUGGAAAUCCAUUGGAUUUUGUGACAAAAAAUCCUGAGUGCAAAGUUUUGCCUUUUAGAGCCGAUCCAGAUACGGAUCAUCCCUUUAAAACUGGUAGCAGUUGUUCUGCCUGUCCUGAAGGAUUCAGGCGGUGUGAAAGCGGAAUGUGUGCACCUGAAAGUCAACACCCAGUGGAACCGGAAUUUCAGCUUGACGUCUUCGAAAACGAAGCAAACAAUGAUGAAAAUGAAGGGCCUAAAGAAGCGGCGCAGAACAUGGACAAGAAUAGUGUUAAUAAUCCUUAUGCACCAGCAAGCGGUCCUGAUGGACAAAUUUUGGACAACAGUAACACGGACGGUGCAAGUAAACUACGUGUUCUCUUU
Messenger RNA from Rodentolepis nana, 1059 nucleotides. The record is from the annotation of a GenBank genome assembly. NCBI's taxonomy places the organism in Eukaryota, Metazoa, Platyhelminthes, Cestoda, Cyclophyllidea, Hymenolepididae.